Molecule: messenger RNA, 4587 nt
Organism: Salvelinus namaycush (lake trout)
Lineage: Eukaryota; Metazoa; Chordata; Actinopteri; Salmoniformes; Salmonidae
Product: protein phosphatase 1B-like
Exons: 8
Coding region: 343-1485 (380 amino acids)
Biological process (GO): negative regulation of canonical NF-kappaB signal transduction; positive regulation of canonical Wnt signaling pathway; protein dephosphorylation
Cellular component (GO): cytosol; nucleus
Molecular function (GO): protein serine/threonine phosphatase activity; manganese ion binding; magnesium ion binding
Source: RefSeq, a predicted model, not a curated record
UAGCACCUCCUCUUGUUCAGCACCCAAAGGACGAAAGUGCGAGAUUCGCCUGUGUUGUCUAUUAUAACCAAUUCUUACUGUCCAUAUUUGUGUAGAAACGUACUGAACAGUUUAUUUUCUUUUGAUGUGAGAAACCUAUUUGGUGUCAAACAUGCGUAAAAACCUACGCCAUCCAAGCAGGGAACCGCCGAGAAAGGAAUUAUCGCCGCUCAUCUGAGGCCAAACUCGCAUAUUUUGUUUUGUCAAGUAAGGAAACAAAACAAUAUAUCACCACGACGAUACCCACUACUCAGGGACCUAAAAAAUAUCUACAUUCGUUUUACAGUUGGAAACUUUGUAGGUAUGGGGGCGUUCCUGGACAAGCCUAAGACAGAGAAGCAUACGGCCCAUGGUGAGGGCAAUGGGCUGCAUUACGGCCUGAGCUCCAUGCAGGGCUGGCGGGUGGAGAUGGAGGAUGCCCACACCGCCAUGGUGGGCCUGCCCCACGGCCUCACCGACUGGUCCUUCUUCGCCGUCUACGACGGGCAUGCCGGCUCUCGCGUUGCCAACUACUGCUCCGCCCACCUACUGGAGCACAUCCUAUCAGGGGGGGCGGAGUUCACCCCGGGUACUGGCUCAGUGGAAGGUGUAAAGGAUGGGAUCCGCACGGGCUUCCUGAAGAUCGACGAAUACAUGCGCAGCUUCACGGACCUGCGACAAGGGCUGGACCGCAGCGGCUCCACGGCGGUGGGUGUGCUGCUAAGCCCCUUCCACCUCUACUUCAUAAACUGUGGCGACUCCCGGGCCGUGCUGAGCCGAGAUGGACGAGUUGGAUUCUCUACACAGGACCAUAAGCCGUGCAACCCCAGAGAGAAGGAGCGUAUCCAGAACGCAGGGGGGUCAGUGAUGAUCCAGCGGGUCAACGGUUCCCUGGCCGUGUCCAGAGCCCUGGGGGACUAUGACUACAAGUGUGUGGAUGGGAAGGGUCCCACAGAACAACUGGUCAGCCCAGAGCCAGAGGUGUGUGUGUUGGAGCGUGCUGCGGAGGGGGAUGAGUUUGUGGUGCUGGCGUGCGACGGGAUCUGGGACGUGAUGUCCAACGAGGAGCUGUGCGAUUUUGUCAGGUCCCGGCUACAAGUGUUUGACGACCUGGAAAGAGUCUGUACUGCCGUGGUGGACACCUGUCUGCACAAGGGCAGCAGAGAUAACAUGAGUGUGGUGUUGGUGACUUUACCGGGAGCUCCCAAGGUGUCUGAGGAAGCCCUGAAGAGAGAGGAGGACCUGGACAAAUACCUGGAGACACGUGUAGAGGAUUUGCUGGGUGGCUGUGGAGAGGAGGGGGUUCCUGACCUGGUGUCUGUUCUGAGGAACAUCGCCUCUGAGAACAUCCCCAACCUUCCGCCUGGAGGAGGCCUGGCCUGCAAGCGCAGUGUGAUCGAGGCGGUGUACAGCAGGCUGAACCCACAAAGAGAAGAGGAAGGGUGUGAUCUGGAGGACCCCUGGUAGUCGUGGUAACUGCGACCCCGGUCUCCUCCUGUGAUUGGUCUAGCCACCCAGAGGGAGAGUUGCCUCCUCCACGUGCCCAGUGGACGACGUGUGUGUGUGCGUGUGAGGAUGAACACACCCACACACACACUCUGCUUUUCCUCGGGAGGAGUGUGUUUUUGGAGGUGUUGCGGUUGUUUUAAGGACUGAUGAAGCGCCUGGAUGGUAGAAGUUUUUUACCAUCCAGGUUUUCUGGUGUUUUAUUUUGUUGUUGUUGUUGACAUUGAUCACCUGACUACACAUGGACAUGAGGACCUGGGGUGGAUUUAUAUAUAUAUGUGUGUGUGUGUGUGUGUGUGUGUGUGUGUGUGUGUGUGUGUGUGUGUGAGAAAGGAAGUUUGGAGGUGGGGAAUUGGGACCCAGACUGGUUCAGUCAGGUACUUGUCUUGGACUCUGUACUGCCUGAAAACCCCAACCGCCCGAACACACACACACACCCUAAAACCUUACACACCACGCCCUGCAAAUGCAUGUAUCUCUCUCUCUCUCUCUCUCUCUCACACACAGAGGGUGGGGGGGUCCACGUGCUACAUGUUGCCGGUUAUACAACCCCCCAUCCCUCACAACCCUCUCUGCUCCACGCCACAGCUACUGAACAGGUAUUGGUUAAAACUGAUCCCACCUGACCCCCUAUGUGCCACGCCACAGCUACAGGAUGGGUAUUGGUUCAAACUGAUCCCACCUGACCGCCUCUGAUUGGUUCCUCCUGAUGGAUGGAGAUUUCUGAUAAUUUUUAUUUUCUGUUUGCUGUCGGAUAAACGAAGGAGAAGAGCGGUAAAAAGGAGAGGGAGAGGAGUGCUGAAUCCCAAACCAGUCCCUUCCACUCGCUCCAAUGCCCUCGAUUUGUGCAUUCAUGUGAGCCCGCCAUAUGCACGUGUCCCAAAGCUGAGGGAGUGAAAAUAUUGAGGGGUUUAGGUCUAAUUAGUCUCUCCGAUAGACACUUCAACCUGGCUUCACAGCAACCUGGUGUGUGUUGGAAUACUACGAAGUGCAAUUUCAUAAAUAACAUUGAAAAGUUGUGCUUAAUGAUAAGGCACUUGCAUUUAUUUUGUGAAGCAGUGAAAUGCAUCCCAAAUUAAAUGUUCAACUGUUAGUGUGGUUUAAAUCUUGUUAAACAAUGGGGAAUUUCUCAAUUUGAAUUACAUGUCCAUUUUUAUUUAAUUUAUGAACUUGAAAUGAAUCGUUCAAGUCAUGACUGUCCCGAAGUUGGUCGGGGUUAUUGACUUGACACGCCGGAAAUCAGUUUUGUCAGGAAGUGUGACAGUGGAGUGAUUUCCGAGAGAGUUGGUAGAGGCGAGGGACUGGUUUGGGAUUCGGCAGAGGACUACAGCGUUUUCUGUUCUCUCUGGUAGGGGUGGGCUCACAAUGGUGGACUCUGGGCGUGGUGGCGUUCUGUGUGACCAGCUGAACUGAGGGAGGGGAGAGAUCAGGGGUUAGGGUAGAGUUUCUCAAACUCUGUCCUGGGGACCCCAAGGAGUGCAAGUAAUAAUAAAGAAAAUGCCCUAACACUACACAGCUGAUUCAAGCAAUCAAAGCUUGAUGAUGAGUUCAUUAUAUAAAUCAGUGGUGUUGGUGCAUGGGCAAAAAACUAAACGUGGACCGAGUUUGGAAAACACUGGGUUAGGGUGUCACGGUUGGACCUGCUGCAUCAAAAACAGACCGCUCACCUACUCCCCUCCGCUCUCCUGAUCAGAGGCUCAAUAGUUAACCUGAUCACUUUGAUCAAAAACAGACAUCUCCUGGACCCCACCGUCUCACCUAUUCCCCUCUGCUCUGCCCACCUGAGUAAAGCAGGAUCAAUGGUUUCCCAAAAGCAUUUUAAGGCUAAGCUCAUCGUUAGAAACGUUGUAGGAGCGUCGUUAAAUCUCUGAGCCGUUUCCCAAAAUCAUUGUUAUUAACGUUGCAUUUGAAGAUGCUCGUAAUCUAACGCCUGCAUUAGAUCACCUCAGAACAGCUGAGUUGGAUGGAUUGUUUUUGCCCUCCCACGUCACUUUAUACACAGAUCUCCGCUAAACAUAAUCACAUGGUUUAUCAGUCUCUGUGACCACCGAUAACUUCAGAACAAAGUUGACUACAAAUACAAAGUUGCCAAUGUCUUUGCCAUUGAAACAGUGGGAAGCGACAUAUAAAAAGAUGCUUCAAAAUGUACUGUACUGUAGGAUGCUGUCUGUAAUUUGUAUCAAUAUAUUUCAUGACGUGUAGCCUAACAAAUCAGUGAUAUAGUGCAUUUGUUAUUGAGUAAGCAUUCAAAAAUAAGCCGUCUCAAUAUUUGCAGCUGUAGGUGGUAAUAUCUCUCUAGAAGCUGAUCCUUCGUCAGUUUUGUGAAAUAAUGAUAAUGUAAAGAUGUAAAUGGAGUAAGCUGAUCCGAGAGCAGCACUCCAUUUCGAUCCUAUCAGUAUCAACACAUGCUCCAACGAUGCACUUAGUUCUCUACGCGUGUUUUUUUGGGGGGAAACAUGUUAUAUCUUCAGGCGGUUGUAGGAAAUAUGCAUCGUUAAGACACUUGUAUGCCUAAGGUCCAUCGCUAUCGUGAAACCGGGCCCAGAUCACAUUGAGCAACAUUCACGCGUAGCUGUUGAUUUUACGGAGUAUUACGAAAGCUAAAGUUGAAUUCAAAUCAGUCUCCGUAAACUAGGAAAUAUGGAGUUGUUUAAGAAUAUUUAGGAGCUUUAGCUAAGUCUUUGAUCCUGCUUUGUGACAUCAUCCUCUGGUUGGCCGCCAGAAGCCCUACUCCACAAUGUGGUGUCAUCAUAGACUGCAGGGCAACUUCCUGGUUACGGAAAUCACCAACACACUGCCAAAACUGACACUUGACUCUUCCCAAUGUGAUCAGUCUUCUUGGCAGAUAAAAAUGUUGCGGUUGUCUGUAAAGCAGAGUGCUGCCCCAUUUGUGUAUGAUGUCAUAUUGUGGAGUGUACCUUUUUAACCCAGGUAGAGUCCCAGUGUUAAUCCUGUGUACCUGGUUCAGACUACAUCGGUAAUGUUUGUAUUUGCUGUUGUUUGAUUGCACUCACAUUUGAUUACAGAAAGCGUCUAUAUAUGAAAUAAAAUACCUGCCAAGGA